AUGCAAUUUGUUAUAGGAGCUUCUGUUGCCGUAGAAAUCAACGGCUCAAAGAUAAGUGUGGCAGCAGGUGAUUCUUGUCAGAAACUUGUCGUCUGUGCAUUAGAAAAUUGUAUUGGCAAAGGUGUCGGCUUUCCAGCAGAAUCGAAGCUUAUCGAUACACUGUUAAGCAAAGCAAAUUUUGGUUGUGUUUUGGGACCAACCUGCUAUGUCCACUGCAGUGAAUGCUCUAACUGUAAAUAUGCCCAGAAUCAAAUUCGUAACGUUCUUCUCCACGAAGAAUUGGACGGUUCAUGUCCGAAGCUUGAAGCGUGCGCAAAAACUUGCUUAGAAGAUCAGGCUACUGAUCCAUUUUCAUGCAUAUUUCGUCAUCGAUGUCUCAAACAUUGUUUGGAUGGUAAAGAUUGUAUGCAGUGUUAUGAUGUCAUGAAACGGGUAUUCACCGGGUACUGCUAUCGUAACGGAUUUAUAGCACAUUAUGGUAAAAAAUGUCGCAAAAUGUUCGACGAUUUAGCCAGCGUAUAUGCUAAUUAA
Molecule: messenger RNA, 531 nt
Organism: Enterobius vermicularis (human pinworm)
Lineage: Eukaryota; Metazoa; Nematoda; Chromadorea; Rhabditida; Oxyuridae
Source: the annotation of a GenBank genome assembly